UGUCUGUCAAAGAAAUUCCUUUUCUCAGACGGCAAUAGAGCUUUUAUGUUGGAAAGCACCACCGGAAGUGCUCGCUCCUCAUUGGCUUGACACCGGUCCGCCGCACCCACUGGAAGCUGGCGGCUGCCUGGGAACCCGGAGCAUCCCUGACUUGUAACCCACCGACCCCAGUGAACACAAAGACGCCACGCCAGAGCCUCGUGGGGCACAGCCGAGCAGACAUGGGAUGCAGGCGGGCUGGGAUCGGUCAUGCAUCGCUGAGUUAGCUGACUGGGGCUAUUUUUAAAAAAUUUAAAAUUCAACAUCCACCGCACCAUGGCUAAACAGUACGAUGUCCUCUUCCGACUCCUGCUCCUCGGGGAUUCGGGGGUCGGGAAAACAUGCUUGCUGUGCAGAUUCACGGACAACGAGUUCCACCCGUCUCACAUCUCCACCAUCGGCGUCGACUUCAAAAUGAAGACACUGGUUAUAGAUGGUAUCAAAGUACGGACACAGAUAUGGGACACCGCGGGCCAGGAGAGGUACCAGACCAUCACUAAGCAGUACUACAGGCGAGCACAGGGAAUCUUCCUGGUGUACGAUAUCACGAGUGAGCGAUCCUUCCAGCACAUCAUGAAAUGGGCCAGUGACGUGGACGAGUACGCUCCCGACAGGGUCCAGAAGAUCCUCGUGGGGAACAAGUCGGACGAGGUGGACAAACGGCAGGUGGCCACGGAGCAAGGUGUCAAGUUGGCCAAGGCCUAUGGAAUGGACUUCUUCGAGACAAGUGCCUUCACCAACCAUAAUAUAACAGAGGCUUUCACGAGAUUGUCGGAACAGGUGCUGGCGGCCAACAAGAAGGACCUGGACCUUCUCCGGAUGUCCAGUAACGACGAGCUGGAUCUCACCGCUCUGGAGGAGGAGGAGGGACUCUGUGACGGCGCGGCGGACGACCAGCGCAAAGGCUGCUGGUGUUAGAGCGACCGCGCGGCCACACACUGUGGACCACUCUUGGAAAAAUGUGUCUCCUUUCUGUAGCAAGGCCGAGAUAAACGCAGCCCACGAAGUACGUAGGUUCCACAGAGCAAUGCCAACAGAAAAAGGAAAAAAAAAGAAAUCAAUUUGCGAGCAGUUUCAAGGGCAAACAUUUUUUUCCACAAAGUGCCAAGUGUGUGGUGAAUUGACCGGCCGAAGGUCCAAGGUUUUUUCCCCUCAGUGGCUCAGAACGUUCAUUGUCCACAGCACUAGAUUCCGCCCGCUUCACGUUGCCCGUGACGUGACCAAAUACAAUCCCUCUGCAAAUUCAGCAAUUAACGUGCAGUUAGAAAAAAAUGAUAAUACUGGUACUGAAAAGUAGAUUGUCUCUUCUUUGCAGAUUUUACACAGCAGCACGGAUGUAGGGGGGACAGGGAAUGACUUGGAACUGUCCGCCGCUGACCUGAAAAUUGUUCACAACGCCGUGUUUGAUAUGCCUUGCGAAUCAACUGUGUGAUCGGUUACAUUGGGCCUUCCUCCAGCCCUUGAAUGCAGUAGAUGUGGUGUAGGACAUUUCCACAAGAGGGUGCUACAUUACCUGCGGAAGAGAGUGGCUCAAAGUUUUCAUUUCUCAUCAUGUGUCUGAUUUUGGUUGUGUACUUGCAAUUAUGGAGCGAAAAAUGAUUCCUAAUAUAUGCAGCCAUUUUAUGGUUUUGCUCUGAUAUUUCCACGCACAGGAAGUUUUUACAGCUUGUAAUGUUUUUCAUCUGAUGUUCCCCUUAGGGUGAUGAGAUGGAAGGAAAACCUUGUGAGCAAAAAUUCUUCAAUUUCCCUGUAGCAAAAUAUGAGUUUUUAAUUUUUUUUUAUUUUGGUUAUAUCUCAGAAAAAUCCUAUCGUUGGAUGGUUUGAUAACUGCCCAUUGCUGCAUUGUACAUACCAGGUUUUUUCCACAGCAUUGUAGAUUGAUACAAAGAUGAGGAUACACGAUUAAUUUAAAGUAUUUUCAUUAGAGGGCUGUAUAGAAAAGAGUCCACAGUGAUAUAUUCUAGAUGGUAUGAAAUAUUCCCUCUGUGAAUAUGAUAAUGUCUUGGUCAUUCUGUCCUCACUGUUUUGUACAGUCCAGUGGAGAUUUCCAUUUCUUUUUCUUCGCCUCUUAGAUUAAACAAGGGACAAGUGAGAGUUUUGCAUGCGACUCACUCUUCUUUCCUUUCUUUUAUCGCAACUUCAGUGAAGUUAAUAAUCAGCUGACCGUAAUACAAGUAUAGCAGUUGGCCAGAGUUGCCCGAUGGAGACUUUGGCCCUUUCUUCUUUUACUUUGGCAACUAAAUGCAACUCCAAACAACUGUUGACGUGCGAAAUGACAGCGCGUCGUACUGAAUGAGGCUGGAUGCACAAUGAACCUGUGUCGUUUUCAAGAACUCUUUCCCCUCCUCUCUUUUAGACUACUUUUAAUUGUAUUUGUGGAGAUAUAUUACAUGCAACAUGUAAAAUGCAACAUGUUAUUCCUGGAGAGAAGAUGUCAGAUGUUUAUGAGUAAAUAAUUGCACAUGUGA
Molecule: messenger RNA, 2507 nt
Organism: Scophthalmus maximus (turbot)
Lineage: Eukaryota; Metazoa; Chordata; Actinopteri; Pleuronectiformes; Scophthalmidae
Gene: rab15
Product: RAB15, member RAS oncogene family
Exons: 7
Coding region: 316-957 (213 amino acids)
Biological process (GO): Rab protein signal transduction
Molecular function (GO): GTPase activity; GTP binding
Source: RefSeq, a predicted model, not a curated record